AUGGCCUUCACCGUCGUCAACGGCCAGAUCUAUACCCCCGGGUUGGCGAUUGUCGACGCGCCGCAGCCCAACACUCCGCUGGGCGGAGGCAAGUACCGCUUCGUCCUACUCUCUCACGAUUCCUCGUCGGACACCGAAUUCCACAACAUCAACCUCUUCCUCACCUCCACCGACACCUCUAAAAACUUCACCAUCUCCAAUGGCACCUCGACAGAUUCUGACUCCUACGUCGGCCCAGUGCUCGACCUGGAACCCUCGUCCACCGUGAAACAUGUCGACUGGACGUGGCCGGACUGUCUCGUGGGUGACGGUCAAGGGGGCUCCGGUUCCGCGCGAGGCGACUACAACAUCUCCAUGCACCAGUCCUUCCGGUGGAAUGGAACGGACUACUACACGGUGUUUGACCUGCCUAUCUCGGUGUCUAACAGCAUCGAUAAGUCGGACUAUCGAGUUGACUGCAAGUUGGUAGAGAAUGAACUGCUGGAACCCCAGGAGGUGGCUGGCAGCAACGCCUCCUUACCCGGCCAGCCGUGGAUCAACGGGGGAGCAAGCAGCAGUCAGGACGAUGACGAUCAAAAAGAUGAUGCGAACAGCCGUGCCAGUCAGGUUCAGCCCGGUCUUAGGCAAUGGGGAAUGUUUGCACUGCUGAUGGGCGGACUGCUGUGGCUCUAG
This is a messenger RNA of Aspergillus affinis, 672 nucleotides long. RefSeq lists its product as uncharacterized. The transcript is spliced from 2 exons. NCBI's taxonomy places the organism in Eukaryota, Fungi, Ascomycota, Eurotiomycetes, Eurotiales, Aspergillaceae. The coding region runs from base 1 to 672 and encodes 223 amino acids. The record is from RefSeq and is a predicted model, not a curated record.